AUGUGUGGUAUUUUGGCAUAUUUUGGUAAAUCAUUUGGAUCAACUCUUACUGAUGAAUUCCAAGAACUAUACGAGAAAGACCUAACAGGACCAAUACAGUCAUGUAAUAGUAAUACGUUAUUUAAUGAACUGAUACCGUAUAUCGUGAGAAGAGGUCCAAACUAUGCGUCAUUGAGAUCGUUAUCUGAAAUUAAUGCUAUGUUGUUCUCAUCUGUAUUAUCUUUAAGAACACCAUUCACGAAACAAAGCGUCAUGGUACAAGAUCGUUACCUUCUACAGUAUAACGGGGAACUGUAUAAUGAUGAUACUGUUGAAAAUUGUGAACACAGUGAUACGGAAUAUAUUUCUUCACUUUUGGAAAAGCAUUCUGUUGAAGAGGUAGUAAGGAAAUGUUAUGGAGAAUUUGCGUACGCAAUUACUGAUCUUCAAGAACGAAAGGUAUAUUUUGGGAGAGAUAGCAUCGGUAAGCGAAGCUUGAGCUACAUAUUACUUGAUGAUGAGCUAUAUAUUACCAGUGUAAGUGGAAGAUGUGACGGUUUCCAGAACUGUCUAGCCGGUGUCAUUUAUAUCUUUGAUAUUAAUACUAAACAACUCACAGGUUCCGUUAAAAUUCACGAUGAGCCAUACAUAGUCUCCGACCAGAUUGAUAAUGAUUUCCAAUUAUUAGAAGAGUAUAAGAUUAAAUUGUACGAGUGCCUUAGACGAUCGGUAUACCAAAGAAUAGUUACAAUUCAUCCUAUGCAUUUGGAAAACGGAAAUAUUAGCAUUUUAUUUUCUGGUGGAUUAGAUUGUUCCGUAAUCACAGCACUACUGUGUGAACAACUCAUUAAAAUUAAUAGGAAUUCUGAAACGAUAAUUGAGCUUCUGAAUGUUGGUUUUGAAAAUCCUAGAACUGGUAAAAUGCCAUCAGACUCGCCUGACAGAAUAUUAGCAAUAAAAUCUGCACAACUUUUAAGUGAACUGUAUCCGCAGGUUAACAUAAAACUAAUUGAAGUAGACGUACCAUACACAGAUUAUCUUUCGCAUAAGGAUACAGUUAUAGAUCUCAUGUAUCCGAAGAAUACAGAAAUGGAUCUCUCGAUAGCAAUUGCAUUUUAUUUCGCCUCAAGAGGCCGCGGUAAAGUCACAGAAAAUGGGGAGAGUAAACCAUAUAAUAGAUCUGGUAUUGUAAUGUUCAGUGGAUUGGGAGCUGAUGAGUUAUACGGGGGCUACCAUAAAUUUUCAAAUAAGUCAAACGAAGAACUUGUGAUAGAACUUCAGAAACAAAUAGCUCAAAUUCAUGACAGAAAUUUGAACCGAGAUGAUAAGGUUAUUUCCAAUCAUGGUAUUGAAGUCAGAUAUCCUUUCUUGGAUGAAAGAGUUGUUCAGUUUUCAGUGGAUUUACCACUAAACUACAAGGUUAACAAGCAUAUAUUGCGUGUCAUGGCGAAGGACAUUUUACGCCUCGAUUUCAUUAGUGAAGAGCCAAAGAGAGCAAUCCAAUUCGGAGCAAGAAGUGCCAAAAUGACAAAAGACAGUAACAAAAGGGGUACUGAUUUACUGAAGUAA
Kluyveromyces lactis is the source of this 1548-nucleotide messenger RNA. Its product is annotated as putative asparagine synthase. Gene Ontology annotation, molecular function: asparagine synthase (glutamine-hydrolyzing) activity. Bases 1 to 1548 code for a protein of 515 amino acids. The record is from RefSeq and is a predicted model, not a curated record. The transcript has a single exon. NCBI's taxonomy places the organism in Eukaryota, Fungi, Ascomycota, Saccharomycetes, Saccharomycetales, Saccharomycetaceae.